AUGUGCGGUUUCUCCUCAAGAUUCCUCUCGUUUCGCAAGAUUGGCCAACAGCAUGCCAAGCUGGAGGAGGAGCUAGAGGCUGCGGAGGAGGCUCGUCGCCGGGCGGACGAGAAAGUUCGUUUGGCCGACGCGAAGGUCGAGCGUCUUCGCAAACAAAAGAAGAUGUGGUUUGAAAAAAUGAUGCGAGCUGUGUCUCGCGGAAUUGAUGACUUGGAGGAAUUGGAUCGGGUGGAGCGUGAGGAGGCGGAACAGGAGGAGCGUCGCCGAUCAGCCGAGGUCCUGCCUGAAGUGUCCUUGGAGUCGCUUCUUCCGGAUUCCAAUUUUGUCUGGGAUUCGACUUUCCCGAUGGGUCCUCUGAAUCCUUCGUUGUUGGAUGAGAUGAAUGUUCUUGCGCAAUAUUCCGUUGGUACGUCGUUUUUUGGUGUUUUUGUUUUGUGUUGCAUAUUGAUCGUUCCUUAAUAGGUUCGUUUGGUGGUAUGGUUUCGAGUCCUGGUCGGUCCUUAACUUCUGGGAAUGAUCCAACUCCUGAUAAUAUUGGCGGAGCGGUUCCUGGCAAUCCUGGAGGUGGUUAAGGGGUUCCCAAAUGUUUUCCUCAUGCCUAUAAUUUUCCCAUUUAACAAGGUACUUUGUUUUGCCGUGGUUUCGUCUGUGGUCGAAUAUUCGUUCAACGUCAUAGGUUUGUUCUGCGUCGAUCUCGAUCGUUUUUUGUAUGCUGGUGCCGUAUAGUGCUGGUUCCAGUAAUAAUACGUGAAAUGUGGGGUGAAUUUUCAUGGUGUCUGGUAAUAACAGUCUAUAAUUGGUGUCGCUGAUUUUCUUACUGAUUUUAAAAGGUCCAAACUUCUUAAAAUCGAGCUUGCUGUUAGGUCGUUGUGUUUUGAUAUUGCGUCGAAUAAGGUAAACGCUAUCUCCCUUUUUAAAGGAUGGUCCCUUCAUCCGAUG
Messenger RNA from Pyricularia oryzae 70-15, 939 nucleotides. RefSeq lists its product as uncharacterized. Lineage: Eukaryota; Fungi; Ascomycota; Sordariomycetes; Magnaporthales; Pyriculariaceae. The coding region runs from base 1 to 459 and encodes 152 amino acids. The transcript has 3 exons. The record is from RefSeq and is a predicted model, not a curated record.